AACUAUAAAUGUAAGCAUUAAUUUGCAGCUUGUUGACUACUGUACCACUUGUCGGUGCGCAAGUCAUUUCUCUCUAUGAUAAACGGUCAGUUCUCCACAUUUGACCUCUACGAUGCCUUACUGACUGAAAUUGGAACCUGUCCUAUCAAGUGCUGAUUUUGACCUCCUGCAAUGGCACUGCAACAGUUAUCAAGCAGAUUGGCUAGGAUUAGCAGAUCUUUAACCCUUGUUUCCGAACGAAAUCGGCUAAACUUGGUGUUAAGGCCGGCAGAUGUCUUAAAAUUUGGCGUACAGAGGUCAAUGGCAACAGGUCCGUCGUCUCCAAAGAUAGAUAUAUCAGAGCUUUUUGUAGAGAACAAGGAAGAAAAACUGCAUGUGAAUGAAUUGGUUGACAUUGUGAAGCAAACAAAACUGCACAUGAAUGAUAAUGAUGAACCUAAUUCUAAUAAGGUACUUGGCAAGAAGACUUCUAAGAAGACUGACAAAUCUAAUUCUUCUAAGAUUACCGGCCGUAGUGCAGAACACGUUUCGGAAGAUGGUGCAGAGUCAUCGGAUGAUACCCAACUUGAGCCUGAACUCACAGAAUCUGCUGAAAACAGCAAAAGCGAAGGCAGCAAUAAAAAUAAGUCAGUUGAACACACUGGAAGCGAAUUGUACAAAUUAUGGUCUUUGAAGAUUUCCAAAUUAAACUCAUCACAGCCCUUAUUUUACCAGCUCACAAAAUUGAUGGAAAGCCAGCAGUUUGAUUUGUACUCAACUCAAACGCUUAUGAUGUUGGUUUUAAGGAAAUUGCUUGACCUGAUACCUGCGUCUGAGAUUGUAUCAGACAGCUCCUUCGUGAUGGUAGCUGACUAUGUUGAUGUCAUCGAAACAAGCAAAGUGUUGGACCAGUUACUGUAUGUUCUGUUACAGAUUGUUGUUGAGUCUGAUCUUGAUGAGAGUCAGUUUGGUAGCCUGAUUUUAAAUGAGGUCAUGUUCCGACUGCGUGCAGCGCCCGUGAGGUCCAUGCUGUACAUCAUCCAGAUUCUACAAGAGCGGCAGAUUACCGACCUGCGCAGAAAGCUGUAUUCGAUAGCCCUGGAUGGUUACACCACAAAGAUUGAGCAACUGCUUACACCGAGCGAGCUCAUUGAACAUUUACAGAUGGAGCACAGCAAUCCAUCCAUCCAUCAGAAACUAGAGGCGAUGGCUUUGAAAAUGGCCGACAAAAUGUCGCCAGAAGAACUUUGCAAACUCUUACACUGGCACACAGUAAAGUCUCAUAAGAAGAACAGUUUUCUGAUUUCGAAAUUAAAAGAGAACUUGGCCUCGAAACCAUUCAAACUCAGUUUAGCUCAGCUGAAGAACUUAUUUUAUACCUGCGCUACUUUAAAAAUUAACAACAAGGAACUGUUAACAAAAAUGACGAUAGCUUUUGAGAAACAGAUAACAGAAGAAAGAACGUCUGGCGACAUGUCUGGCAUUAUACUUCGCGUUCUAAAAUCAUGCUCUUUUCUUGGGUGGCGCCACGAGGCAUUUUCACGUGUCGUAAGCUCAAACAUUCAAGGGAACUUAUUCAGUAAAGAGCUCGGUGUGUCCGAUAUGACGUCUUUAGUGCUGAUGUUAGGUAACUUAAACAUGACGGAAUUCGGACCAAUGGCUGCGGAGAUGUUGGAGGAUCUUGGCGCAGUGUGGGAACAUAGCCCCAGCACAUGGUUAGAGCUCGUGAGAGCCCUGGCCAUGUUGAACCAGGCAACCCCGGAAAUGUUGGCCAAAGUUCUGCAGCCCGUGUUUUAUGAGAGACUUAUGAAAAAUCUGGCAGAGGCCCCAGACCACAAAAAAGACAGUGUGCGGUUUAACCUUCUCGAGAUGCUGGGCUACCUUCACUUACAGCUUGGGGAAACGGACAUUGAUGGGCCAGUUGAGCUUAUGCAGUGGCAUGCGGAACUGCAAGACAGGAUGAAAAAAGCUCCUACAUAUGGGAUGACAUUGGCCGUUAACGAAGUGCUCACUGUCCUGGCGCCCAAUGAUACACACAGCAACAGAAAUGUUGUGACUAGAUAUGGGCAUAUUGUAGAUUUUGAGAUAUUUGUUGGUGACGAUGGAAAGGCAAAGAAACUUGAGGAGGCUGCCGGAGCUACGAGGAUAUGGAUCAAGGUUCAAGACUUCAGUUGCUUCCUGAAGGGCGGGGAAACACUCGUGCCGUCCCGUGCGACUGAGAUCUGCAUGCAGCAUCUACUGGCGAAAAAUCCCAACACUGUUUUUGUUCCACAUGCAGAAUGGGUCCGUCACAUCGCCAAGCGUAUAGAUCAGCUGAUGUACUUGGAGAGGAAAAUCAGAGAAUGUGCUCAAGUGAAGGAGAUUCCAAAAAUGCCUUGAUUUUGUACCCAUUUUUCAGUUUCUGCUUAAGCAAAAAAUCCAUAUAUUUUUAUGCUCCCCAAAAUAAAUAAAGUCGCCGCUUCGUCAGUCCCUCAGUGUGUCCGUCCGUGCAAAAUUUUUGUCUGGGCUAUUUCUCAGCAACUAAUGACUGGAAUUCAAUCAAACUUUAUGGGAAGCUUCACUACCAAGAGGACAUGUGCAUAUUAUCAGCGGGUUCUGAUCGGAUGAUUUUUCACAGAGUUAUGGCCCUUUGAAAUUUUCUAUAUAAAAAUUAUUGUCCCCCCAACUACUGUGCCCUCAAGACGUUUUCUUUUUAUCUGAAUAUAUAGUGCAAUAUUGUGACAAAAAAACUUUGGGGAGCAUCACCCGUCUCCGACGGUUUCUUGUUUUACUGGUCGCAAAGUCUGGAAUCCAAAAUCGUGCAACUAUUACCAGCAAUUAAAUGUGUACUUGACCAACAUUUUUCACCGGCGAUGAGGUCACGUAUGGAGAAAUUUAUCUUGGACUUAUAGAAGUUAAACAGACAUUAACGCUUUGCAUGCUGGGUAAUUUGUCUUCUGCUAAAAUGUCGUCUGCUGAAUUUCUAAAAUAAGCAUUUUCUUCAUUUUUUUUCAAAGAAUACUAUCAGAAUAGCAAACAGUUUGGAUCCUGAUGAGACGCCACGUUCUGUGGCGUCUCAUCUGGAUCCAAACUGUUUGCAAAGGCCUUUAAAAUUCGGCUCCAGCGCUUUAAGGGUUAACACAAUUUGGCAAACUUUUGCAGGGACUGGUUUUGGUUAAUUGUGCAGCAGAUAAGAAAGAGGUAUAGUGUUAAAUUAUUGUGGGAAAACUGGGCUUAACCCAUUUAUGCCUAGGUGACUCUCCCAUCCUUCUAAAUUGGUUCAAUUUAUUUCCAAAAUUAGGGAUGUCUAGUAUAUUUAUUUCUAUAUUUAAAAUAUUUCUUACAGAAAUUCCUUUAAGCAAACAGUGCAGACCCAUAAUAUGAGACGCCCUAUCAUGCGGCGUCUCAUCUGGGUCUACGCUGUUUGCCAAGACCUUUUUUUUGUAGAUGCUAGGCAUAAAUGGGUUACUGCGUGUGUGUAGUGAUGUCCAAGACUUGCCUGUGCAGUCUGAACAUAAUCUGGUAUAGCACUUUUAGCACAUGCAUUAAGCCCAGUUUUCCCAGAACAAGGCUCAAUUUUUUUUAUGUGAAAGCAAACACCAAACUGAAUGAUUGCAUCGGAAUGUGUACAUAUUUUAUCAUACAUAGUGAAAGAAAUUAGAAAAAAAAAAAAAUCUUGACUUUUAGUGUUAAGACCUCUUGCUCAGCGUUCAUACUCUUGAAAGGUUCAAUUACAAAAAUAAUGCCAACAAUAUAUAUUGUGUAUUUGUGUCUAAGAUUAGAAAUAUAUUAAUUGUUUUAUUGAUAUGCAUUGUUUUGUUAGAUUGUUUUUCAAGUGUGAUUGAUGCUUUAAAUUUUAGUUAUGAUUUACUUGAAACUUAUAUUGGACUGAAAGUCUUUCCACAUAAAUAACUAUAAACAUUUCUUUUGGUCUCUUUCAACAGCAGACUCUUGUUAUACAACAUUUGUUCAAUGCUAGACUAAUUUAACCCCUUUUGAAGUUAAUUAUUCAUUGUAAACAUAAUUGUGUAUUAAAGGGGCCUUUUCACAUUUUGGUAAAUUGACAAAAUUAUAAAAAAUUGUUUCAGAUUUGCAAAUGUUCUUUUUAGUUAUGAUAUUUGUGAAGAAACAGUAGUACUGAGCUUUUACCACGCUCUAAAAUAGCGAUUAUAUGCAUCUUUUGGCGAUUUAAAAAUUAUAAAGCAUUGCAACGCGAGAAGGUUGAAUAAUUUGGAGAGUUCUUGUGUUGUCGUUAUAUUUUGUGAAACUAUGAGGAAUGCUUAUAUAAAGUAUAAAAUACAUCCUUGAUUGUAUAAGCACAGAUGGCGGAGUGGUCUAAGUGGUAGACUUUUACUCCAACAAACCAGGGGUCAGUGGUUCAAGCCCUGAUAGGGAUAACUUUUUUUUCUUUUUUUAAAUGUAUUCUUGUUUUUUUUACUGGAGCUUUUUAGAUCAAAUAUUUACAUUUAUCAAUAUAAAGCAUCUAAUGACAAACUUCAAUACAUGCCAAAAUCUAUGAAAAGGCCCCUUUAAGUGUCUUCAAUAUGUACUUGUACUUUAUAGCAUUAACAGGAAUAAUGACAACCCUAAUUAAAUGUGGCAACAGCUAAAAAAAGGUUUUUAAGUAUUAUUUGACUUUAUAUAUAUAUAUAUAUAUAUUUCUUACGCUUUAUGUCUUUAAUGGAUUAACUGUAAUUUUGAAUCUGGAUUUUAAUAGAAUUGAGAUGUCAUGCUGAUUGUUCAAGGAUGGAAUAAACUGUUACUUAAUCAA
Dreissena polymorpha is the source of this 4729-nucleotide messenger RNA. RefSeq lists its product as uncharacterized. Lineage: Eukaryota; Metazoa; Mollusca; Bivalvia; Myida; Dreissenidae. The transcript is spliced from 10 exons. Bases 172 to 2358 code for a protein of 728 amino acids. The record is from RefSeq and is a predicted model, not a curated record.